Rotaria socialis is the source of this 1977-nucleotide messenger RNA. Lineage: Eukaryota; Metazoa; Rotifera; Eurotatoria; Philodinida; Philodinidae. The record is from the annotation of a GenBank genome assembly.
AUGUCUUCCAUCAACUAUGCAACACCGAUAUCUCCUACGGUGCUUGUUUAUUUAUCUGAACAUCAGUCGAAUGAAAUCUCUGUUCUAUCAGAGAAUGAGCGAACACCAAAACCAGUCGAUCAGAAUGAAGAGAGUGAUCAAGAUGAAGGAAUUAAUGAUGAACUUCAAAUUGCUUAUGAAGAACAAAUAAUAUCAGCUAAAUCAAUAAACAACACCAUGCCAAUAGAAAAUACAACUAAUUCUAAAAAAGAUUCGUAUUUUCAUCCAUUACUAGAAAAUGAUAUAAAGGAUGUAUUUUCAAAGGUAUCAACGAAUUUUUUAGCUGGAUUCUCUUAUGAAUCAGCUACAGAAGAUUCGUCUUCGUCAAUGUUAACUUUUCAUUUUUAUACCGAUUAUAUUGAGAUUGAAACAGCAUGUCAAUGGCAAAUUUGUCAUAAAAAGCCAUUGAUCUGUCAAAUAUUAGUUCAUAAUGAGACUUAUCUCGAUCAAAACGUAAUUAUUAAACAUAUAUAUCAAACAUGUGAAUGUCAUCCGGAAAAUGCAAAUAAAGUGCCGUUUAUAGAGCGACUUAUUCGUGAUUAUUUUGAAAGAGUUCAUAUAACUAUGGAAACAUUACGACUAUCGCGUGCUGCCUUUGAACCUGACUUACGUUUAAAAUAUUUUUUAGAACUUGUAUCCGAUAAAUCGAAACGAACACAAUAUGAAGAACUGCUACUCACAACGAACGAUCAAGGUUUAUUAGACGAAUUACUUGAUUAUGAAAUUCUUGAUACUAAUACAACAGUGGCUAAAAAAUUAGGACUACUCAAAUUGCCUCGUAGUAAUUUUUCUAAUAAAAAUCCACAUUAUGAUCUUAAUGUAAAAAAUUUACCAAAUCUUAAUUACGGUUAUCUUGUUCAAUUUUGUAAAUAUUUUGAAUAUCGUAUGAGAAAUCUAAAUUCAUUAUGUGUCAUGUGUGGAAAACGUACACUUGAUUUAGUUGACCAAAAACAAAUUUCGAAACCGACUAUUUGUGAUGAUUAUACAUGUUUUAGUGAUGCGAUGGAUUCCAAAUUUCGUGAUGAUCCUCUUCCACCGUCAAUAUUUUCGAUUGAAAUUGCAGAUUUUCUUCUGUUACUCGUUUAUGCAGCAAUUCAUUCUAAUCGAUAUGAAUUAAUUCUUGAUCCCUAUCCAAAAUUGAUAAAUCCAUAUAACACAUCAACAACAUUACUUGAUCAGCACGGAAAUCAAAAACAAAAUAUUCAUGAAUUAAGAAACAUAAUAGACCAAAUCAUGACAAUGGGAUCAAUAACACAAUAUGAAGCUGUUAAAAUAUCAUUAAGAAGUAUGAUUGAAUUAAAACAUCCGUGGGGUUUUUCAUUCUUUCACUGGUUGAUGGGAACAAAUCGUUAUCAUUUUUCAUUAAUUCCAGAAACAUAUCAAAUAAAAAGUAUUAAUACACAGUAUCAAUAUUUUAUAAAACACGAAGAUAUUGUAAAACAUGUUAAUUUUAAAAAAUUACGAGCUGAAAAAGGAAGUAUUUUCGCUUUUCAUGGCUCCCCACAAGAAAAUUGGCAUUCAAUUCUUCGAUCAGGCUUACAGAUUGGUAAAGGAGGAUAUUUAAUAAAUGGUGCGGCAUAUGGUGCAGGAAUUUACGCUUCACCUAGUUUUAUAUUUUCAACGUCAUAUACGAGAGUUUCUCGAUUAUAUGAUCCCUCAACGCAAUUCCAUUCUGAUGUUUAUCCAAGUACAGAAAUACCACCACUUAAACAACGAGGUUGGCAUUGCAUAGCUUUAUGUGAAAUUAUCAAUUCACCAGAUGCCUAUAAAAAGCAUACAAAAGACAUUUGGACAAUUCAAGAUCCGAAUUUAAUUUGUACCAGAUUUAUAUUCUUUUUUUCGAGAGGAACCAAUACGAGCAAUCUUCGUGUUGAUGCUGAACCAGAAGCAUCAUCAAUAAGAGCACUUAUUCAUACAUUGAAUAAUAUUGCUUGUUAA